Messenger RNA from Meloidogyne enterolobii, 684 nucleotides. Lineage: Eukaryota; Metazoa; Nematoda; Chromadorea; Rhabditida; Meloidogynidae. The record is from the annotation of a GenBank genome assembly.
AUGUUUAUUAAUUUCAAUAAUUAUUUCGAUAUGUUUUUGCUUAAAUUUAUGAUUAAAAUAUGGAUGAAAAUUGCCGUUACUGGAUUUGGCCCCUUUGGUGAUUAUUCAACAAAUCCAAGUUCGGUGGUUGUAAAUGGAUUGAAGGAUGAUUUUAAUGUUGAGGGCAUUGAAUUGAUUACUAGAAUAGUUGAUGUGGACUAUGUGGAGGCAAAGAAAUGUUCUGAAUGGGCUUGCUCUAAAGGCAGUGACUUUGUGGUUCAUGUUGGAGUUCAACCAACACCUGGCAAACUGAUGAUAGAAUCAAAAUCCUUUAAGGAUGGCUACAUUUAUCCAGAUAUUAAUGGUUCUGUCCCUCUUAUGAAUUGUUGCAAACCUGGAACUGAGGAAGAUUCAGAGCUUGAUACUUGUAUUUGUUGUGAUGAUGUAAAACAAUUUGUCUUGGAUUCACUUAGUUUAGAGGAGCUUCCACUUGAAAUUGAAGUUUCAAAUAAUCCGGGAAGAUAUCUUUGUGCCUAUAUUUUUUAUUGCUCAUUAUUUGCCACACGUGGUCGUUCACUUUUUGUUCACAUUCCACCAUUUGAUCAUGAAUGUACAGCUGAACUGCUCAUUCUUGUGUUAAAACAAAUUUUAAUUGCGAUAUACAAACUUUAUUUGAAUCAAAAUGUGAAUGUACAAAGUGUAUAA